Molecule: messenger RNA, 1615 nt
Organism: Mollisia scopiformis
Lineage: Eukaryota; Fungi; Ascomycota; Leotiomycetes; Helotiales; Mollisiaceae
Product: S-adenosyl-L-methionine-dependent methyltransferase
Exons: 4
Coding region: 159-1418 (419 amino acids)
Molecular function (GO): O-methyltransferase activity
Source: RefSeq, a predicted model, not a curated record
UACAAAUAACUCAUAGCUAUCCGCCACCACUGACCAUGUUCCGCUAACCUUACCCUCCUCUGGAACCGCGGGACUGACGUCGCACAACCCAUUUUUUCCGCUGUCGCCCUGCAGACAACACCAAUACCACCAGGCAACGUCAACAACGGCUAGAAAUUAUGGCUGCACCAGCACCUAUGAUUCCACGUAAAGAUGAGCUUCAAACGCUAAUCGCGGAGCUCACCAACGUCGCUGCGGACUACAGUGCAAGUCCGGAUCUCCAAGGCUAUGUGUCGCGCGUUCAGGUCAUUGCCAAGUUGAAGGACAUCACGAAGUCGUUGAUUACUGUCGAUCAGCUGCCAAACUAUCAUGGCCUCAAUAUGGCCGAGCUCAUUGCUCUCCGCACAUUUAUUAAGCUCAAAGUUUUUGUCGCCAUUCCCGAAUCAGGCUCAAUUUCACUUGCCGAUCUCUCAAAGGCGACUGGAGCGCAGGAGUCAUUAUUAGAACGAAUGGCACGGAUCUUAGUCGCUACCGGCUUCCUUGACCAAACACGUCCUGAUGGCGGAGACUACAAGCACACCAAAUUUUCCCUCUCAUAUAUCGUCACCCCAGCCCCUGGCCCAGCGAAGCUAUUCCUCUCAAUGUACGAUGAGUGGUUCAAAAACAUGCACAACUUUGACGACUACCUUGCAGCUCACGACCUCCUAAGUCACGCCACGGAGCCAGACAAUCACCUCCACAAUCCAUAUACCUGGACUCACAAGCAAGAAGGUACACCUGUCUGGACGAUCAUGGCUCAAGAUCCCGAGAAAUUCGCCACCUUCCAAGUCGCAAUGUCGGGGCUUGAUGCGGCCAUCCCAGUUAUUGGACACUUUCCAUUCUCAUCUCUUGCGACUCAUGAGUCAAAGGUGCAACUGGUUGAUGUAGGAGGAGGUCAUGGCGCAGUGCUGAAGCAGAUUCUUUCUGUGCAUCCUGAUCUCGACCCAAAGCAAGUGGUUUUGCAAGAUAGGCCCGAGGUUCUUGAGUUAGCUAGAUCAAAUGGGUUGAGUGUAGAUGUGCAACUUCAAGCUCAUGACUUCAUGACAGAGCAGCCAGUUAAAGGAGCAAGGGCGUAUUUCAUGAGGAUGAUUCUGCACGAUUAUGCGGAUCCCAUGUGUGUGGAGAUUUUGGGGAGGUUAGCGGAAGCGAUGGAUGCCGAAAGUAGACUACUGGUUUGUGAGAUGGUGAUCCCGCAGUGGGUUGGUGAACUCGAUUUUCCGGCUGCGGUAUUGGACCAGUGUGUGUUGGCGAUGGGUGGGAAGGAGAGGACGGAAGCUGGAUUCAAGGCGUUGUUUGAGGCGGUGGGGAUUGAGUUAGUGCAAGUCUGGAGGGUCCCUGGAGUUCCCGGUGCAUGUGUAGAGGGAAGGUUAAAGGGUUCAUACCUGGGGAGCCAGAGCUGAUUUUGGAAUACUUCAGACUCAUUGAAAAUACAAGUGUUCGCUGCAUGGCAUUCAGAUUAAAAUCAACCUGGCUUUUAGCAAGUAUAACCGAAUUAGUCUCUUCGAGAGCUCUAUGACUGUUAUUCUAAGCUGGAAAGUUCAUCUCUGCCCUACAGCUUUUCUUGCUACACCUUUCAUAUACAAACAAGACAAUCAAU